Molecule: messenger RNA, 1623 nt
Organism: Suillus paluster
Lineage: Eukaryota; Fungi; Basidiomycota; Agaricomycetes; Boletales; Suillaceae
Product: cytochrome P450
Exons: 9
Coding region: 1-1623 (540 amino acids)
Molecular function (GO): monooxygenase activity; iron ion binding; heme binding
Source: RefSeq, a predicted model, not a curated record
AUGUUGAUACUUACCAAGGUAACCUGGCUGGACAUGUGCCUUGCUGGUGUCGGGGUGUAUCUAGUAAAGCAGGCAUUCACCAAGAAGAAUCCUGCACCAUAUCCACCUGGUCCCCCGGGGUGGCCUCUCGUUGGGAACAUUUCAGACACACCUCACAUCAAGCACUGGCUCACUUUCGCUGAGUGGGGCAAGAAGUAUGGUGAUAUCUCGCACAUCGAAGUUUUGGGUCAGCACAUCAUUGUGCUGAAUUCUGUCAGGGUUGCGAUGGAAAUGUUGGAUGGGAAGAGUUCUGUUUACUCUGACCGCCCUGUUCUACCUAUGUGUGGCGAACUGUGUGGCUGGAAGCACGCUAUGGGUCUUCUCCCUUACGGUGACCGUUUACGCGAAUACCGCAAGAACUUCCAUCGCGUCAUCGGCAGCCGCGCUGCAUUGAAUACCUACCACCCGAUCGAAGAGAUCGAGACCCACCGAUUCCUGAAGCGUGUGCUUGCGAGUCCCGACCAACUACAGGCACACGUUCGACACGCCGCUGGUGUUAUCAUUCUGCGGAUAUCGUAUGGAUAUGACGUGAAAGAGAACAACGACCCUUUCGUCGACCUUGCAGAUCGCGCUAUGGACCAAUUCUCGCGGGCCAUUGCUCCCGGUGCCUUCAUGGUUGAUGUCAUCCCGUCCUUAACCAAGGUCCCGGAGUGGUUCCCCGGUGCUGGAUUCAAGCGCAUAGCCCGUGAAUCGUUUGAGACCCUCGAAGAGUUGGUUUCUGCACCAUACAAGUUUGUGAAGGAUCAGAUAGUAGCUAAUAUUCGCCGCUGGCAUCGCCCCCAAGUCUUUCGCCUCGAUCUUUUGGAGAGUCGUGCUUUGUCUGCGGAAGAAGAACACGUCGUGAAAUGGUCUGCUGUAUCUAUGUACUCUGGUGGUGCCGACACGACUGUUUCAACAAUAUAUUCGCUUUUCCUAGCUAUGACUCUUUUCCCUGAUGUGCAGAAGAAGGCUCAGGCUGAAAUAGAUGCCGUCGUUGGCCAUGAUCGUCUUCCCUCAUUCGCUGACCGCGACUCCCUCCCCUAUACUGAGGCGCUUGUGAAAGAACUCCUACGCUGGAAUAUUGUCGGCCCUACCGGCAUUCCACAUCGUGUCACUGAGGACGACAUCCAUAACGGGUACUACAUUCCAAAAGGCUCCAUGAUACUAGCUAAUAUUUGGUCCGUACAUUCGCAUUUCGGUACUCGAUAUCCAACAGAAUUUGAUGACAGGUUCAUGCUCAAUGACCCACGGACUUAUGCUAACCCCUCGCAAUUCAACCCUGAACGCUUCUUAGCGCAGGAUGGAGAGGGGCUUGAGACUGACCCUCGCACGAUCUGCUUUGGCUUUGGUAGACGUAUCUGCCCAGGUCUCCACCUCGCUGAUGCGUCCGUCUGGAUAUCCACCGCGAUGUCACUCGCUGUGUUUGAUAUUUCCAAGGUCGUCGAGAAUGGUGUUGAGAUCACCCCUGAAAUUGACCCCUCAUCAGGUGCAAUCAGGCAUGUUGCGUAUCUCAUUGGGCCUGGUGUGCUUGUCUUGACAUACACAUUCCAGCCAUCCCAAGCCCUUCAAGUGCUCUAUCAAGGCUCGCUCUGCAAAAGCCCUUGA